UUUAGAAUGUUCUCAUUAAAAUCUGUUGCCAAUUGGAUGGAAACCAGGCUAAUGAUGAUGAUCUUUUAUACACAGAAAAUCCUACAAACUCAUUAACUGAUGGUCUCCUCAACUUCUCUAUACCCUUUCUGAUGCAUUUGUCAUUUCAAACCAUACUUCCUACAUAUUGAAAUGCUGUCAAAAGUACUGUCAGACUGAUUUGCAAUAUACUAAACAUUAGCCGUUGAUUAUAUCACUUUUUCUUCCAUAGUGAGGUCGCAGCUUUGCUCCCUUCUUCACUUCCUGUUAGAACUCUACUGACUAACUAUUCUAAUUUCUCCACAGUGCUUCACCCACUUAAUGCUCACGUCCGGUCUCUGUGACCUUCUAGGCCUCAAAGACCCUUUUAUCAACCUCUCUGCCACUUCUGCAUUCUCUCUUUCUCUCACGUUCUCUCUCUCAUUUUCUCUUUCCUCAUUUUCUCUCUUGUUCUCUCACCAUAACUUGCAACUGUAAGAGAAUUAACUCUUCCCUUCGCUCUCUCUUUCUCUCCGCUUCCACGCUUGCCUUGCCUCCCAUCUUGGUCCAGGACUUUAUGGAAAGGGGACAUUGUUACCAAGGCGAUAGUGACUCUGAGCUUCCCCCCCACGCUUUGGCAAGUUUCACUCUCUGUCCAUCACUCCCUCCAUCCCUCUCUCCUGCCCCUUCGGCCUCCUCUGUUCCUUAUCUACUGCUGCCCCUUUCCCCUUGUCUAUUUCUCUGUCGCUUUCACUCUCUCUUCUCCCCCCUCUCUCUCUCCAUUCCUUCUCUUCCACCUACAACCUUCGUUUCAUUCUCCUUCUGCCUCCCCCUCUCUUUGGCUGUGUAGCUGUAGCUCGGACAGUGAGAAAAGGUUCUGCUUAGAACCAGAUGUUCUAGAUCUCUGAGCUGGUUCUAUGGUUCUAUGUUCUAGGCUCUCAGAGACGGAACCAUGCAGGUCCAGGUGGAUGAGGUUCCACUGGUUCCGGGAGAGACCAUCAAGGCUCCAAGGAUGUGAUGUACAUCUGUCCCUUCACUGGCUUGGUGACAGGAACCCUCACCAGCACCAACUAUAAACUAUACUUUAUCAGCCUGGAGAGGGAUACUCCGUUCAUCCUGGAUGUGAACCUGGGAGCGAUCAGUCGUCUCGAGACCAUCAGUGUCCAGAGUCAUGGAGAGAACACACAGGGCAUGGAGAUAGUCUGUAAGGACAUGCGUAGUCCCAGGUUUGCCUAUAAGAAGGAGGACGCCAGCCAACCAGAGAUAGUGGAGGUUCUAACAAAACACACCUUCCCCCUAUCAAAUGGCCUGCCCUUGUUUGCAUUCCUGUAUAAGGAGAAGUUUCUUGUGGACGGAUGGAAGGUGUACGAUCCCAUAUCUGAGUACAAGAGACAGGGUCUUCCCAACGAGAGUUGGACCAUCAGUAAGAUGAACAGUAGUUAUGAGGUGUGUGACACCUACCCUGCCCUGCUGGUCAUCCCCACUAGCAUCAAGGACGACGACCUCAAACGAGUUGUGGCCUUCAGGGCCAGGCACCGCAUACCGGUAUUGUCAUGGAUCCACCCGGAGAGCCAGGCCACUAUAGUCCGUAGCAGUCAGCCUUUAGUGGGACCCUCUGACCGGCGCUGCAAGGAGGACGAAAGAUACCUCCAGACCAUCAUGGAUGCUAACGCACAGUCGCACAAACUCACCAUAUUUGACGCCCGACAGAGCAGCGUGGCAGACAACAACAAGGCUAAGGAUGGUGGUUAUGAGAGUGAGAGUUUCUAUCACAACGUAGAACUCAACUUCCUGGAGAUCCCCAACAUCCACGUGAUGAGGGAGUCACUGAGGAAACUGAAGGAAGUGGUCUACCCUAGUACCGAUGAGGCUCACUGGCACUCUGCAGUCGACCAGACACACUGGCUAGAGUACAUGCGGGUCCUCCUUGUGGGUGCAGUGCGUAUAGCUGACAAGCUGGAGUCUGGUAAAACCUCUGUGGUGGUCCACUGUAGUGAUGGGUGGGACCGGACAGCCCAGCUCACCUCUCUGGCCAUGCUGAUGCUGGACAGCCACUACCGCACCCUCAGGGGCUUCCAGGUGCUGCUGGAGAAGGAGUGGAUCAGCUUCGGACACAAGUUCGCCGCGCGUGUGGGCCAUGGGGAUGAGAACCAUGCCAACUCGGAGAGAUCACCUCUCUUCAUCCAAUUUAUAGACUGUGUCUGGCAGAUGACCCGACAGUUCCCUGCAGCAUUUGAGUUCAAUGAGUUGUUCCUAAUCACCAUUCUGGACCACCUCUACAGCUGUCUCUUUGGUACGUUCCUCUACAACAGCGAACAGGAGAGAGUCGCCAAUGAAGUCCAGACUAAGACAGUCUCUUUAUGGUCCUACAUCAACAGUCAACCAGAGGACUUCACCAACCCGUUCUAUGUGGACUAUGAGCACCACGUCCUGUACCCUCUGGCUAGUGUUAGACACCUGGAGCUGUGGACCGGGUAUUACGUGCGAUGGAACCCCCGUAUGAGGCCGCAGAUGCCAGUGCACCAGAACCUGAAGGAGUUGUUGUUCCUGAAAGCUGAGUUACAGAGGAAGGUUGAAGAGCUACAGAGAGAAGCAUCUUCAUCACACGGCUCUCUUUCCUCUUCAUCAGAACGCACAUCAUCACCGUCACACAGCGGGGGCACGCCCCUACACACCACCGUCUGAAUAAAUACACACACACAACACCGUCUGAUACACACACACACACACACACACACACACAACACCGUCUGAUACACACACAUACCCCUACCAACACGUUUGUCUUUGUGUUCCCCUAGUUUUUCACAUCAAGUGUUUUUAUCAUAGAGAAAAUAAGUACACACUUGUAACAAAGUUUUGUUCUUGGUUGUGUUCAAAUAAGAGAAAAGAUAUAUGGUAAUGUAAUUGUUGAAAGAAAUAUUACAGUAUUGAGAGAAAUGCACCAUAGUAUUUUGUUGAACGUUGAAAGUGUAAAUAUAAAUAGAUGUAACUAAUAUAUUUCUACCGACCAAAAGUAGUAUACUCUUUACGAAUGACAACAAUUUCUAAUUGAAUUCAUAUUUCAUAUUUUUUAUAACUAUCAACAGCACUUCUUAACUGCCACAUUCCAGUAAGCAUGUAUUAAUAAGCAUGUUAUAUCAACUCAAUGGCAGCCUAUUCCCUAUAGGGCCCGUUCAAAAGUAGUGCACUAUGUAGGGAAUAGGGUGCCAUUUGGAGUGUAGUCUGAAUAAGAUCUCUCUCUCUGUACUAACUUAACCUGAUCCAGCUGUGCCAUAACUAUUACUCUGUAAUAUAAUGUGCCCCCUCUUCCUGUCCGUCCGUUUAAUGUGCCCUGACUGGAGGUUUACCUUUGUGUAUGUUGUGUUCCUAUCAACACGUUCCAUUGAAAGUCUCUUGUUUUUUUACUCUGCAUUUUUAGGUAAUUUUUUUCUAUUCAAUGUGCGUUUCAUUUCUAUGCAAUGGUGAUAUCCAUAUGAUCUGUAUUAUAUCUUGUACUCUUGUUAUCUGUGGUAUUCCUUUGUGACUUUUCUUUCAUUGUGCUGAUGCCAAAUCCUCAUUUUAGGUUACCAUUUGCACCAAGAUGCUCUCCUUGCCCUCUGCCGACGUUAAUCAAUGGUAAUGUGGUCUGAGCUCGUAUCCCCAUUGUGGCUUUGAAGACACACUGCAGCAAUACUGCUAUCCUAUGAUACCCAUUUCCUUUUCCUCGAGGAUUAGAUCAAUAUCAUUUAAGCCUAACUAACCUUAAUGUCUUUGACAUGUGUGGUUUCUACUGUAUUAUGGUGGUUAUAACUGUUUCCUGUGUCGUGAUGGUUAUAACCACUGUUUCCUGUGUCAAGUUUAUGUUCUCAUUACUGUGCUGCAACUUCAUUGAACUCUUCCGUGGUAAA
This is a messenger RNA of Salvelinus sp. IW2-2015, 3887 nucleotides long. RefSeq names its product myotubularin related protein 1a (gene mtmr1a). Lineage: Eukaryota; Metazoa; Chordata; Actinopteri; Salmoniformes; Salmonidae. Gene Ontology annotation, biological process: phosphatidylinositol dephosphorylation. Gene Ontology annotation, molecular function: phosphatidylinositol-3-phosphate phosphatase activity; phosphatidylinositol-3,5-bisphosphate 3-phosphatase activity. Gene Ontology annotation, cellular component: membrane; cytoplasm. The record is from RefSeq and is a predicted model, not a curated record.